Messenger RNA from Coregonus sp. 'balchen', 5104 nucleotides. Lineage: Eukaryota; Metazoa; Chordata; Actinopteri; Salmoniformes; Salmonidae. The record is from the annotation of a GenBank genome assembly.
UUCAAUUUUUCCUGCCUGAUCCUGCCGCUUUAACCAGAGUACCAUAACGUUGGACGCUUAACCGGGCAAUAUGAAGACUUCUUUGCCCUGCUGGUUGUCUACAAUGUUAAUGUACAUCAUUACUAUAUCAUCAACAUCAAGUGACACAGGCGGUAAGUACGUUAUUUUCUUAAACUUUCUUAUACUUAUACUCCCCCCCCAAUUGUAAAGUGGUUAUCCCACUGGCUAUAGGGUGAACGCACCAAUUUGUGAGUCGCUCUGGCUAAGAGCGUCUGCUAAAUGACGUUAAUGUGCCCUUGAGCAAGGCACUUAACCCUAAUUGCUCCUGUAAGUCGCUCUGGAUAAGAGCGUCUGCUAAAUGACUAAAAUGUAAAUGUAAAUGUUAUACACAGCAUCUAUAGAAUGGAACAGGGUGUGGUUUCCCAAAAGCAUCGGAUAGGAUCCUAUGGCUCUAACGAUAAACUUAGCCUUAAGAUACUUAUAGGAAACCGGGGCCAAAUCAAAGUUUAUUUGUCGUGUACACAGAUUUGAAGGUGUAACAUGUUGAUGUAAUGGAUGGUCAGUAAUUGCACCCAUAGCUCUGUCUAUUAACUUGAGAGUGGUUACAUUUCUUCAGUCCCCUCCUUCAGUUUCUUACCGAAACAGGGAAUAGGCUUCGUUAUUGUUUCAACAGCUGAUUGCCGCUUUAAACAAAUGUCUGCAGGUAACCGUUCAGGAGAGCUAUUAAAGGCCCAGUGCAGUCCAAAAUGUGAUUUUCCUGUGUUUGAUUUCCACACUAUGAGGUUGGAAUAAUACUGUGAAAUAGUGUAAAUUAUGAUAAUGUCCUUUUAGUGUAAGAGCUGUUUGAAAAGACUGACUGAAAUUUCAGCCUGUUUUGGUGGGAUGGAGUUUUGUGAUUCCAUGGUGACAUCACCUUGCGGUAAAUUAGUUAAUAGACCAAUAAGAAAGAGUUCCAAACCUCUCUGCCAAUAACAGCUAGUUUUCAGUUUCCCCCUCCCCACUCAGUCCACUCCCAGACAGUCCUAGAUACAUUCUUGCUUGAGAAAUUGCUCUUUGCUAAGAUUCUAUUUUUGUUUCUUUUUGACCAUUUUAAGUGAAAACAAUCACAGUAAGGUCCUUAAUUGUUACCCAGAAAUGAUUUGAUAACGAGCUAAAAACGGCUGCAUUGGACCUUUAAAACAUGGCUCCUGAGGUUCCCUUGUAUAAAGCUCUCACUAAAGAGAGAUCAGCUGUCUGUGGGAAAUGCAGCCUUUUCCGUAUCUGUGAUUGAUUCAAACACCCCCGAUCAACUAAUCGAUAAACCGAUUAUUCUAACUGAUCCCUACUAUUAAUGAGAUAGUUUUAGUGUGGGAGUCACUGUCAACCUGCUCAACAUUAUAUCUUGCUUAGUCUAAUGCUAGUCAGUGUUCAUUGACCAUUUCCUGGUUCAAACUGCCUUAGCUGUUGUGGGAGUCAAUGUCAACCUGCUCAUCAUUCAGUAGGCCUGUAUCUUGCUUUGUCUCAAAGUAUAUCACUCUGUAAUCUGUUUCUCUCAGGGACAGUUCAGGUUGCUGGUUCUGCUGAGCCCAUUGUGGCCUUAGUUGGUGACGACGUCAUCCUGCCUUGCACCCUGAGACCCACCGUUAGCGCUGUGUAUCAGACAGUAGAAUGGCAGAGACCUGACCUAAAACCAAAAGAGGUGCAUCUUUACAGAGAUGAGAAGGAUGACCUUGCGCUCCAGAAUCCAUCAUUCAGGGGAAGGACGUCACUGUUUAAAGAAGAACUAGUGGAAGGCAACGCUAGUUUAAAGCUGACCAGAGUGGAACUCUCCGAUGCUGGAAACUACACCUGUUACAUUCCACUGUUGGACCACCAGAAAACCACCAUUCAACUCAUUGUUGGUGAGUCAACACACCUGCUGACCACCCAAUCCCCCUUAAGAGACAGAUCACAUGAAAUCAAGGGUGAGUUCAAUGUCAAGUCCAUUGCAUGAUGAGUAUUAGUUAGAUAGAUUGGUUAGCCUACAUGCUAACCUUAAUAGUGUGAUUACCCCAGCUAAUUCAAUGUACAACGCUGUGAGUCGUUGGAAGUUACUUUUUUAAUUUUAAGGUCCAUAAGUAUCAGCAAACCCUUGUUAUAUUUAAGCAAUAAGUCACGAAGGGGGUGUGUCAUAUGGCCAAUAUACCACGGCUAAGGUCUGUUCUUAUGCACGACGCAACCUGGAUAUAGCCAUUAGCCGUGGUAUAUUGGCCAUAUACCACAAACCCUGAGUUGCCUUAUUGCUAUUAUAAACUGGUUACCAACGUAAUUAUUUUAUUGUCAUACCCGUGGUAUAACAUUAUAAACAAGGUGGUUUGAGCCCUGAAUGCUGAUUGGCUGAGAGCCGUGGUAUAUCUCUGUAUCUCUAUAGGUGCAGCGUCUCGACCAGUAAUCACCAUUGAAGGAAUCAAAGGUGAUGAGGUGGUCCUGCGCUGUGAGGCUGAAGGCUGCUACCCAGAGCCUGUCAUGGAGUGGUGUGACGUUCAUGGACGUGUCCUCCCUGCUGAUGGACCUCCAGAGACAUCCAGAGACCGUGAAGGCUGCUACACUGUGACAAGCCAUGUCAUCGUCCCGAAAACGGACAACAACACGUUCACCUGUCGGGUUCAACAGCCGGAGAUCAAACACAUGAAGGAGAGACGGGUUCAUAUUCCAGGUGAGGGUCUGUUUUGGAUAUUUGAAAGAAGGCACUAUCGGUAAAAAAUGUCCUGUUGUUUAAGUCAUUUCAUGUGUAAUAUGCAUUAGGUAUUGUAAUAAUUCUACAUCCUGUGUUUCAGAUCAAAUGUUUCCUACGCAGUGCCAGUCCUCGUGGCUGACAGGUCUUGUUGCAGCUCUUGUUGGAGUUGCAGUUGGAGUUGCAGUUGUAGCUGGAGGUCUCUACCUGUUGAUAAAAAUAGGGAUGUUGACCAUCAGCAUGGUAAGUCAUGGGAGUUACUUCCUGGUGUGGUAGUGUUAUCUGGUGGAGGUCUAAUUGCGCUAUAUAAAACAACCUAAAGAGAGAGGUAAUUCAUGUCUGUCUACAUCAGUGGUCACCAACCGGUCGAUCGCGAUUGACUGCUCCAUCUCCAAGACAUUCCUAGUCGAUCACCAAACAUUUCUGUAAAGUUCCCAACGAUAAAGCCUUGUGUUCCUAUUUAUUUUAUUUUUUGGUGCUGUUUGCAGUAGGUCCACUUGAUUCAGCAGCCCUGGUGCCGGGAAGGAAAAGUGUUCCCAUUUCAUUUGUCUGAAGGUAGAACUCCGCCUACCCGGCAGGUCCAGAGAGCAAAUCAAGUGCUCCUAUAGGCCGACCACUGGCCAAUCAGAUAGCUCAGAUCACCGUGUCUGCACAGUAUCUUCGAGCCAUAGGUUUAAAACAAAGCCUCUAACGCACAGCAAAGUUGAUACAAAUAACAACAAAUAAUAACAAAGAUAGCUAAUAAUGUAAGCAUACUGUGUCCAUAAUAAGUAUAUAGGUUGUAUGUUGGGAGCUUUUGGGAAAGAGCACAGUUAGAAAGAUAUGGCAUAUAGAAGCAAACCGGAUGGACAUCAUGAAAAUGAUCGGAGAGGUUGAGAGUAGAAGAAGUUCAGGAGCAAAAAAAAUAAAAAAAAUAAUUAUAUAUAUAUAUAUAUAUAUAUAUAUAUAUAUAUAUAUAUAUAUAUAUAUAUAUAUAUAUAUAUAUAUAUAUAUAUAUUUAUUAUUAUUAUUAUUAUUAUUUUUUUUUUUUUUGCUCCUGAACUUCUUCUACUCUCAACCUCUCCGAUCAUUUUCAUGAUGUCCAUCCGGUAGAAUUAUUGUAAAAUUAACUCUGUCCAUAAGGUGUAGAUAGUAAGUAUAGGCCGGAAGUAGAGGCCUGGGCAUUGUUGUUCACUAAUUUACCCCAAGUAGGGAAAGGAUGGCGGGGUUGAAAAGUAAUAAAGGGGAGAAUAUAUAUAAAAAACAUGGGGGAUUGGAAGUGAUGCAGACAAUUACAUUGAUAGAUUGUAUCUUCUAUCUGCAAUAUUAAGCUGAUCCAUCCCCCCCCCCCCACCACAAAAAAAAAAAAUGUAGACUGUGAUAUUUCAAAACGUUUAAAACCAUAACCAGAGAGAGACUCAACGAAUACAGCAAAGUUGAUGCUGUGAGAUUUCAAAACAUUUAAGUUCAUGUUUGUUGUUAUUCAGCACUGUCAACAUUUAGUCUUCCAGUUGAUGGCCAAACUCAAGUCGCACUGUAUCCUUUUCUCAGCAGAGGGAAGGAGGGCGGAGGGACAGUGAGUUGGGUGAGAGGCAGCCUCACCACUGCUCUCUCCCUCCCCUCAGACUGACCAUCAGAUACAGGUCAUCAGUCAGCCUCACCACUGCUCUCUCCCUCCCCUCAGACUGACCAUCAGAUACAGGUCAUCAGUCAGCCUCACCACUGCUCUCUCCCUCCCCUCAGACUGACCAUCAGAUACAGGUCAUCAGUCAGCCUCACCACUGCUCUCUCCCUCCCCUCAGACUGACCAUCAGAUACAGGUCAUCAGUCAGCCUCACCACUGCUCUCUCCCUCCCCUCAGACUGACCAACAGAUACAGGUCAUCAGUCAGCCUCACCACUGCUCUCUCCCUCCCCUCAGACUGACCAUCAGAUACAGGUCAUCAGUCAGCCUCACCACUGCUCUCUCCCUCCCCUCAGACUGACGACAGAGCAGUUUUUAAUUGAUUAAUGUUGCAUAGGCUUAUGUUUUUUCAGUCAUGUUUAAAAGAGAAUCUGAGGGGUAGAUCUCGGCCUGCUUUUUCACUCAAAGUGAUCUUGACUCAGAAAAGGUUGGUGACCACUGGUCUACAUGGUCAAGAGGUUGAACAGAGGACUUGACUACAUAGUAGAUUUCACCAGUCCAGGGAUGUGAAACACAUACUUAGUUGACUGUGUUCAUGUGACGUGUUAGACGGUUCUGUUCUAGUCCUGUCUCUCAUCCAUUUAAACAGGAACCUUGGACGUCAGUAAUGCAGAACCCUUAAUGAAGAAGAACAAGGAGACGAUGAAGAAUGAGGAAGAUGAGGCCGGUGAACCCAGUCUGUCAAAGGUUUAAAAGAUUGUAAAAGAUCUAAUUUAUAAUAAUAGUAUUAUAUGCCAUUUAGCAGACCUG